Rubroshorea leprosula is the source of this 2205-nucleotide messenger RNA. The record is from the annotation of a GenBank genome assembly. NCBI's taxonomy places the organism in Eukaryota, Viridiplantae, Streptophyta, Magnoliopsida, Malvales, Dipterocarpaceae.
ACUUUCAUUAUGUUUUCUACAAAAUCGCUGUGAAAACUCUAUUGUGUUCUUCCUGCGCCUGAGCUGUUGCAUUGUUUGUGGACUUCUACAUCAAGUUUUCAAAACCAAGAUCAGGUAACCUAUGAGUUGUUGUGAUCUGGGUUUUAGAGUGUGUUUUCUUCUACUCUCAUCCUUUCUGGUUUAAAUCUAAGUGUUUUUGAAGGAAGGGAGGUUUGGGAGUGAGAGUGACAGCGAGUGUGGGUUAGAAUUUCUUAAAAUUCUGAUUUCAUCUUCUUCUUCCCCCCAUUGUAUUCUAUGCAGUGAAAUUUACAGACUUGGAAAGAUGUCUUCUGAAGAAACUGUGAGUGGUGGGGGAAGUGAGGGAAGAAACUGUGAGUGGUGGGGGAAGUGAGGAGGUGAGGGCGUUAGAAUAUAGGGACGUGAGUAUGACCAGUGAGUCGUUUGACUCGGAGAGGACGGAGGAGGGGGUGGAAAGAGAUGCAGAUAUCGUGGGGGAGGUGAAACAGUAUGAGUCUGAAUUCGAGGCCAGGAAUAGCCUGGGUUAUUUGGUGGAGAGUUAUGAGAUUUCUUCUCGAGUUUUGAUUAGGCCAGCUGGGGUAGAAGAGAGGGCCUGUUCUGCUCCUCGGGAUCAUUGGAUGCCCGUGUCUGCCCACUAUUUGGCAGUCGGGCUUAGGUUUCCAAUUCCUGAGUUGCUAGUGGGUCUUUUAUUAGAUUAUAGUAUAGGGUUGACACAGUUAGUCCCCAAUGCUAUGAGGGGGGGUAGUAGGAAGGAUAAGGGGUGUUAUUAUUUUACCCCUAGGGUGGCAAAUAGGGAGAAUGAUACUGAGUGGGAGAGGGGGGAUGCCGAGGUAAAGUUGUUGUCAUCCUGGAAGGCUAAGAGAGCCAAUCAAAAUAAGUUUAGUUUAAACGAGGAUGAGGAGGAAGAGGUGGGGAAGUUGGUGAGGGAGGGGGGGAAGUUAGUGAAUAUGAUGUACCUCACCAACACAAAAUGCAUAGAGGCUAUUGAGCUCUAUGGGCCAAGCGGUUUAAGUGAAGUUGAAAUGGAUAAGUUUUUGAACGUUGCUAGAGGAGUGGCCAUUCCCAAGAAGCUAAGGAAGAAGUCAAAGACUUCAACCAUGGAAGUGGGGGAGGGUGGAGUUGGGAGGGAGGUCGGAGUUGGGAGGGAGGUCCUGCCUAGCACUUCAGCCGGAGUGGAGGAGGAGGUGCCAAGGCUGGAGUUGAAGAGGAAAGGCAGUGAGGAGGUGGGAGCACUGCAAAGAAAAAAGAGGGUGGUGGAGGAAAAAGUGAGGGGGAGCGAGAUUCUUCAGUUCGUACCUCGGCCUCUUCUCGUUGAGCUUGAUCCUGAGCUUAGGGAGUCUGAAGGAAAAGAGGCUGAGGCGAAGAACAUAAUGGGGGCAAGGAGGUUUAUUAAUGCCGCCUUCCCCAAAGUGGACAAGCAUCACGCACGGGACGAAGCUCUAAGGUAUUGUGGGGCAUCCAUGGUAAAGCAUGUUUUGGAGCUACAAAAGGAGAAGGAAGAGCUGGAAAAGAACAAUAAAGAGAUGCAAGAGGAGCUGGACGAGGUGGUACCAAUAGUGAAACAACUCAAGCAAGAGAGGGCUUCCCUAAGCACCAAGCUCAUCUUUGAGGAGAGCAAACGAAGAAUCUCUAAAAGCGAGCGUGAGGCUCAAGAGAAGGAAAUAAAGUUGACGAAGGAGGUUGUGAUGGAGCUGAAGAAGAAUGUGCAGCUGCUGGUGCACAACGGGAUGGAGGAACACAUCAGCAACUUUGUUAGCUCCAACUCGUUUGACGACAUCGUCAACCUCUACCGGCUACCAACUACUAUUCUCGCUUUCACGGACUACAGAAAAAAGAUUAAACUGAGGUGGGAGUGUGAUGCAGACGAACGCAUUGUUUUCCCUCCAAGUUUUGACUUCGAGUUCGUUGCAGUGGAGGAAGAAGGGGCAGAGGUAAAGGAAGAUGGAGUGGGGGCAAGGGUGGAAGGAGUUGAAGUGGAUGAGAGUCAACCACCUCUACAAGUGGAGAUUCAUCUAGUUCCUUCUGACGAUGAGCAACCACCUCUUUCAGCCGAGCAGUAGCCAACACAGCCACCUCUUCCAGCUAAGCAGCAGCCAAUUCAGCCACCUCCUCCAGUAGAGGAAUAAAGAAUUUUUGGUUUUUGAUUUUUCUUUGAUAUUUUUGUUGUAAUAACAUUAGAACAAUUUG